Molecule: messenger RNA, 5076 nt
Organism: Ruditapes philippinarum (Manila clam)
Lineage: Eukaryota; Metazoa; Mollusca; Bivalvia; Venerida; Veneridae
Product: trichohyalin-like
Exons: 1
Coding region: 3037-5076 (679 amino acids)
Source: RefSeq, a predicted model, not a curated record
AGGGCGAAUUGUAAAAUAAAAGAGUUAUGUGUUUGAAUUGAUAAAUAUAUUAAAUAGAUAAAUAAUUGAAUAGAUCAUGCGUGUUGUUUUUUAUUUUUCAUUCCCCUUAUUAUUACUAUUAUCAAAACAGUCCUAUGAACCUCUCCUGUAUACCUAUACAGUAGCCGAAUUAUCUUUUCCAAUCUAUACUUUUUCUUUCUUCAUAACCUAUUACAUAAUAAUAAGUCGCUUUCUAUCUAACCUGUGACCCGUUUACAUUGUACACGAAUGCAAUGCUUCAUUGCAUUCACCAUUAACAGUUUAUUAUAUAUAGACGUACAUUGUAAACUUUUCAAUAAAUAUUGUUAUAUAUCUUUGAUAUAUCUUUUUACUUCACAGGUUAGUGAUACAUGUUUGUUGUGCAUUUCACUCUAGUAAUAAGUAUAAGUAAUUUGUAGUAAACUAUGUUCUUAAUAAGUAUUUUAAAGCUCAACUUUGUAAAAGGAAUCCUUCAUGUCAUCAUUUCAUAUUUUGUAUACAUGUACUUUGUUAUUAUACUGAUUCAUGGCAUUCACCAUUAACAGUUUAUUAUAUAUAGACGUACAUUGUAAACUUUUCAAUAAAUAUUGUUAUAUAUCUUUGAUAUAUCUUUUUACUUCACAGUUUCCAACCCAUUCCAAAGGACCCAUGAUUGUCCAUCAAUUAUUAUAAAUGUUGUUUUCGCGGACAGCUUAUCAGCUGCGGCAGAUUAUAUAUAAGCUCUACCGACUGAGUGAACCCGUGACAACUGGCGCCCAGUUCAGGAUUUGGAAUUAGGAUUGGACAUUGUUUUAUAUUAAUUGUAUUAUAUAUACAUGGAUAUUUUAAAUUCAGUUUGAAUACACACCAUGUGACGUCAGAGCGUUUUACGUUUUCUAUUGGAUAUUUUAUCCGUUUGACCUGGUCAAUCGUGUAUUUGUUUACACGUAUCUGAUCUAUUUUUGGAUUUACACGUGCUAUGGUACCUACUCCUGAGCUGUCAUUUGAGAUCUCCGACGUUGGAUUCCGUAAACAUAGGCCUAUGGAACUACUUAUCAUCACCACCAGGAAGGAUUACCAUCGAUAACCAGGAUUUCCUAUGGAUAUUUCUGACACUGUGUUUAUUAUUGUGUUUUAAGUUUUGCGCAUAAGUGUGUAUACAUGUGAUUAAGUGUUUUGUUUAUAUGUGGAUUUAGGAUAUAGAAAGUAAGUGUAUUUUCUUGAGGUUUUGAUAAUAUUUUAAAUUUUUGAGUAACUUUUUAUUAAGUAAUUUAUAUAUAUUCAGAAAAUUAAUAAGUAAAUUGUUGGUAUUGGCUAAGAUAUUUUUGAUAGCCAAAUUUCAUUAGUCUUAAGUCAUAAUUUUGUUUUAUAAAUUUACCUUAACAAGUCAGGAUAUUCCAUCUUUUUCCCUCGUAUAUUGCAUUAAUAUAAUUCUCUAUUAGGAGCCCAAAAGAAAAAAAUACUCUUCUCCCCUCGUUAUUAACUUCAAUUUUGACCAAUUACUCCUAUAACAACUGAAAUCAAUACCAUAUUGCCUCUAUCUCCUCGAUAGUCGAGUGGUCUAAAGUGUUGGAUUGUCUAUACCGUAUUGGUCAGUGGUGUUAGUGUGUGAGUUCGCUCCCUACUUUCGACCAUAUUUUUUUUUCAAAUAUUUUUUUUUAGUUUGAGAAAUAAUAGUUAAAUAAACGUUUAACUAUUUCUUACUCUUAUUGCACAAACAUUGCAAUAAAAGAUUAAAAUAUACAAGAUAAUAUCUUGCCAUUAAACAUACAUAACAAUUGCUUUUUGUAAUUCAAUUACAAGAAGUAAAUUUUAAUAUGAUAUAAAAAAAUAUCGUUUCAAUGCAUUGAUAGUUGAAUCGCGGAUAUAGUUCGCAGAGCGACGCCUUUAUUUUAUGAACGAUGCUGAUGUUUUAUAGUUUUGAUAAAUAAGUAGGCAGAUACUUGAAUAUUGUUUCUUCUGAAAUACAUUUAUCAAAACUAUGAAUGUUUAAAAGAUUUUGCGUGUAGCGUGAAACUAUUCGUCUUUGCAAAUUUAUAUGAAAAGGUUGGUUCAUUGAAAGAAAUAAAACGAAGUUGGUGAUUGUGUGUUAUUUAGAGAUACUACACAGGUAAAGUAAACGUAAGACCCAUAGAAGAGGUAUCAUUGACCAUUACGAUUAUUGAUUGUGUGAAAGUCAAGAGUCUCCGUAGCGUAGUGGUAAGAACACUUGCCCAUUGACCGGGAGGUCUGAGGUUCGAAACCUACAAAUUGCCAAAGGUUUUUUUAAUAUCAGAUAGUUAUUACAUGUUAUACUUAUAACACCAUAACAUCAUUCCAUUAAUUGGCUGGUUAAUUAAUAAAUAAAUAUAAAUAUUUAAAUUAGCCCAAGAGUAACGCAUGUAGAACUACCGUAGAAAGCAAAUGGUGAGAAGCAGAAGGGGAAGUAAUCAAGUCGAUACGUUGUAAGUAUAUAUAUCCAAGAAAUUUCGCGGGAAAAACACGGACUAAAAGGGCAUUAACUGUGUAAUAACUGUGAUAAUUAUCCAAACCUUUAUACAUUAAAAAGUAUAUUUGUACAAGUGUUGUUUCUUUUUUUUACUUUAAACAGACGAAAAGUAUAUAAAGCAAAAUUGUUACAAACGAUAUUUUGAAGGUUUGUCUAUUGUGUUUAUUAUAGUAGAUACUGGUUCUGAAAUUGAGUUGAUUCGGUUGUUUGCUUGUAUUUGAAAUGGUAUGCUGAUGAGUGUUAUUGUGGUUUAUUACUGCAUCGUGUGAUUUUGUAUUAUUGUGGGUUAAGGUGAAUUAAUACGUUUUGUUGGAAAUAGGUAUUGAAUCUGGUGAUUUUUAUUGGUUUGGAAGUGCUGAUUUCGUUAUUGGUUGAUAUAUAUAGGAUUGUUUGGAGUUUUCUUUCGGAUUAAGUUAUUUGACGUUGACUUGUGUUUUUGGACCUUUCCGAGUGCAUUUUGAAUUUAAAUGUAAUCUACUGAGCUGUUAGAUUGAACUUUAUCAAAAGGAAGCAGAGAGAUAUUGACCAUUCGAUAGUUUUAUGCAAUAGACAUGGCGUCAUUUAUAUCUGAAAGAGAAAUGAGGUUACGAAGAAGAGAAGCAGCUAGAGAAGAGGAGGAGAGGAAAAGAAAGGAACAAUUGGAAUUUGAUUUGAUGGAAAAAGAGUUAGAGAUUAUUAGAAAACAGAGAGAACAACUGAAAGCUGAUACACAAAGAAAAGUAUUAAAUCAAACAGGAAGUAUUGGAAGUACUGAGAAUUUUGCUGGAAAUGAUAAAUAUGAGGAGGAACAGAAUGAAGUACUUUUCACUACUUUAGAUGAAUUUGAAUUCGACCCACAUGAGAUAAGAAGUAAUUCAAGCUUCUCAAAUGAAAUGGAAACUAGUAAACGUUUUAAGGAAGCUGAAAUGAAGGAGUUAGAACGGACUUAUGGUACAACACAAGCUGUGGUUCAUAAUGAGAUUGACAAACGUGUCAUGAAUCAGUCUAUAGAAAGUAUGCUAAGUCAAGCAAGAUUAUCAAGGAAAAUUUCAUAUAAAACAGGUGAGGAACACAUGAGAGAUUUAGACGACAAUAAUGACAGAAGGUUUAGAGAAAGUAUGAAAAAUGUUAAAGCUGAUGGAAGAGAUAGGAUGCUUCAGUUGAAAGAAAGAGAAAUAGAUAGACAGUUAAGAGAGAAAAAGGAUACGGAACAGAGACUUAAAGAGGAAGAAUUAUUAGAUAAGGAAAUAGAAUACUACGAAGAAAAGUUAUUGAGAAGGAGAGCACAAGAUGAACAAGAGGCAUUAGAGAGACGUUUGAGGAAUGAAAUCGAAACGAAUUUACGGAAGGAAUAUGAGCAGAAAUUAAAGAAUGAAAUGAAGGAAAUUGCAAGAAGAGAAAGCGAAGAAAGAAAGUACUUUGAAAGAGAAAAGGAAAGAAAGCAAUUGAAAGAGAAGGAAAGACUGAUGAUGAUGAAACGAGAAAAACAAAGAGAAGAAGAAAUGAAAAUGAUGGAAAGAAUAGAGGGUUUGAAGAAGAUUGAAUUGGAAAUAGAUAUGAGAAAUAAUGAGUUUGAAGGCGAAGACAGUGAUAAUGAUAUCGAUAGAGAUGUACAAGAAAGGAUGGAACUUUUAAGACAGGAAAUGAUGAGUUUAGAAGAAAGAAUACAUAUGAAGAGUAGAGAUAGUAGAAACAAAGGGACAUUAUUUAAAGAUAGAAACACAACAAGAAAGCCAUAUGUAUCAUCAGGAACACCACAAAUACCUCAUUUUGAUGGAACACAAUUUGAAGAAUGGAAACUCGAAGUGGAAAGUGCAAUAGAAUCGGGAUUAUACCAAGAUUACGUUUUGGCACAGGCAGUGAGAUCAUCCGUAGUUUCAACAGCAAGAAGGGUGUUGCAAACAUUAAGACCAGCAGCAACUACAAAAGAAAUCGUUUCUAAAAUGGAAGAUAUAUACGGUAACAUCAGAAGUGGAGACUCUAUCAUUCAUGAAUUUUACUCUGCCAAACAACAAAUAAGUGAAUCAUGUUCUGAAUGGGGAGUAAGAAUCGAAACACUGUUUAAUCAGGCGUUAGAAAGAGGAGAGAUUGAACGAUCUAGAAAGGAUAGAAAACUAAAGGAAAGAUUUUGGAGAGGACUUAAAUCAGAGAAGAUAAAAUUAUCGACAAGGACUUCAUACGAAUCAGAGGAUAGUUUUGAUAUUUUAAGACGGAAAGCAAGAAUAGAGGAAAUGGAAAUAAAAUUGGAAACAUCGCCAAGGAGAACAGAAAAGGAUUUUCAAAUUAAAGAUGAAAUCAAAGUAUGUCAACCAUUACAAAAAGUUGAUGACUCCAAAGAGAAAAUGGACAAACUUUUGAAGAAAAUGGAGGAUUUAGAAAGGGAAUUGAAUGAACUGAAAAGAAAUCAACAAAGAUAUGAAUAUACUCCAAGGUUUAGACAGAGCAAUAGAGGAUAUGGACGAUUUCAGAGCAGAGGAUACCGGUAUGAUAGACAAACAAACGAUCAAAGAGCACAAGAAGGAGAUGUAAGAAAGCAAGAAGAAUCCUCAUCGUCAAAAGAAACGCUGAAAGAAAAUAAGGACAAAAAGGAUGAGAAGAAAGAUUUAAACUAG